CUACUUCCUUUCUCGUAAAACCAAAACAAAGCUUCAUACUACUUUCAGGUACAGCAUCUGGGAUCAAAGCUAUAUAUACACACUGGCUCUGUGUGGGUUCAAACAUUUUGAAAAUUCACUAUCCUGAAAGGUGCCACCUCUUUUCCAGUCCUGAGAGUUCCAGUUUGUCUUAAAGUCUGAAGUCAUCAGACACCGUCAGCCCCUUCAGCAUCUGUCCCAGCACAGGAAUGCUCUCAAUAUUGGUCACCGUGGGCUUUCUCUGCACAGCCACUGCCAUUGCUGAAGUAAUGGAAGUGACUCAGCCAGCAAUGGUGCUGGCCAACAGGCAAGGAGUUGCCAGCUUGGUGUGUAAAUACAAGAACAUUGGGAAUGCAAAGGAAAUUCGAGUGACUUUGCUUAAACAGACUGGUGACCGGUUCACAGAAAUCUGUGCUUCAUCAUACACCACGGAGUUUAAAACCUUCUUUGUGGAAGAGGUCAUUCAGUGCCAUGUUACCCCCGGCCGAAACAAUGUGACGCUCACCCUGGCUGGCCUGCAAGCAAAUGACACCGGGCUUUACAUUUGCAAGAUGGAGCGGAUGUACCCCCCACCCUAUUUUAUGAACAAGGGCAAUGGGACACAUCUCUAUGUCAUUGAUCCAGAACCUUGUCCAGACACAGCCAUAUAUCUCUGGGUAUUAGGAGCUACUGCCUCAGGAUUUUUUCUUUACAGUAUCAUCAUCUCAGCCAUUCUUGUGGGCAAAGCGAUAAAGAGAAGACGAUGUCUCACUACUGGAGUCUAUGUGAAAAUGCCUUCUGAAAAGCUAGAGAAAAAAGUGAUUCCAUUCCACAUCAGCGUUGACUGUAACAAGGAAAGAGAGAAACCAUUUCCUAGCUGGAAUGGAGGGUCUGCUAAUUCAUUUCAGUUAAAGAAAUAAAUUAACUGUAUUUUUACAAAAGGUAUACAGGAAGGUGAAAGAAUAUUCUUCGUAUUUUCUAUGGUUUGGAGGAGAAAAAAUAGUAUAUGUAUUCAUAUUUGAAGAUUAACCCUGUCACAUAAAAAUGGCUACAUUAAGCCAUUGACUUUUUUGAGGCGUAUUAUACCAAUAUGUAAUAUAUAUAUGUGCGUAGCAUUAAGAGCUAUUGCUGUUGCAAUUGAGCAUCUUACUGUCAAAUUUCAUCAUGCCUACUGAUCAACUGAAAUCCAAACACUAUUGUGACAGAGGCUUGUGUGUCAUUGCAAGGCUAAUCUACAAGUCUGGGGGGCAGAGGUAGGAGAGCACACUAAUGUACAAAGGAAUGUUGACAUUUUCCCUGCAUUGAUAUUUAUUGGUUCCAUUUCUGGCAUUAGUGCUCUGCACUUCCACACAGGCCUCCCCAUAGGCUGGCAUUGGUGACACUGCUGCUCAAGAGGCCUGAUCUUAGCUCCCCUAAGUGGCUUUGUGUCCCAGAAGUGCUGUGAUGAGCUGACUGAUGAUCUCUGAGCCUGUACUGACAGUUUGGUUAGAGAAAACGCUCCAGCAGGAGCCCUCUUAGGCUGUGCUGGGAAAAUGCUCCAGCUCUACUGGGGCCUCAUGAUUUACAAAUGCUAAAUUAGCAUCUAUCCAAAAGGCAGAAGUAUGUUGCUGUGUUUAAUGAAGUCUAUUUUCCAUGAAAAUACUGACAGUGUAUAAUCUUGUUUAUUAGUUAUGUACCAUUCAAUAAAAACCUUGAAGCUUUGCCCAAA
Messenger RNA from Parus major (Great Tit), 1705 nucleotides. RefSeq names its product cytotoxic T-lymphocyte associated protein 4 (gene CTLA4). Lineage: Eukaryota; Metazoa; Chordata; Aves; Passeriformes; Paridae. Gene Ontology annotation, biological process: B cell receptor signaling pathway; T cell receptor signaling pathway; regulation of T cell proliferation. The record is from RefSeq and is a predicted model, not a curated record. The transcript is spliced from 4 exons. Gene Ontology annotation, cellular component: external side of plasma membrane; membrane. Bases 228 to 917 code for a protein of 229 amino acids.